Messenger RNA from Pipistrellus kuhlii (Kuhl's pipistrelle), 4900 nucleotides. RefSeq names its product calcium/calmodulin dependent protein kinase II alpha (gene CAMK2A). Gene Ontology annotation, biological process: protein phosphorylation. The transcript has 19 exons. Gene Ontology annotation, molecular function: calmodulin binding; calcium/calmodulin-dependent protein kinase activity; ATP binding. NCBI's taxonomy places the organism in Eukaryota, Metazoa, Chordata, Mammalia, Chiroptera, Vespertilionidae. The record is from RefSeq and is a predicted model, not a curated record. Gene Ontology annotation, cellular component: cytoplasm; neuron projection. Bases 211 to 1680 code for a protein of 489 amino acids.
CCAUGGGGACCUGGAUGCUGACGAAGGCUCGCGAGGCUGCGAGCAGCCACAGUGCCCUGCUCAGAAGCUGGGGGCUCCUCAGUUAAGCCGGUUCUAGGCUCUCACUCGGCAGCAGGGGCAGGCGAGUGGCUCCUGGUUCUGGGAGCAGAACAGCAGUGCCCCAGCCCUGGUCCUCCAGCCCUGAGCCUCGCCUGCCCGCCCGGCACCAGGAUGGCCACCAUCACCUGCACCCGCUUCACGGAAGAGUACCAGCUCUUCGAGGAAUUGGGAAAGGGAGCCUUCUCGGUGGUGCGCCGGUGUGUGAAGGUGCUGGCUGGCCAGGAGUAUGCUGCCAAGAUCAUCAACACCAAGAAACUCUCAGCCAGAGACCAUCAGAAGCUGGAGCGUGAAGCCCGCAUUUGCCGCCUGCUGAAGCACCCCAACAUCGUGCGGCUCCAUGACAGCAUCUCGGAGGAGGGGCACCACUACCUGAUCUUCGACCUGGUCACCGGCGGGGAGCUGUUUGAGGACAUCGUGGCCCGGGAGUACUACAGUGAGGCUGACGCCAGCCACUGCAUCCAGCAGAUCCUGGAGGCCGUGCUGCACUGCCACCAGAUGGGGGUGGUGCACCGGGACCUGAAGCCGGAGAACCUGCUGCUGGCCUCCAAGCUCAAGGGCGCUGCGGUGAAACUGGCAGACUUUGGCCUGGCCAUAGAGGUGGAGGGGGAGCAGCAGGCAUGGUUCGGGUUUGCCGGGACGCCUGGAUACCUCUCUCCAGAAGUGCUGCGGAAGGACCCGUACGGGAAGCCCGUGGACCUGUGGGCCUGUGGAGUCAUCCUGUACAUCCUGCUCGUGGGCUACCCCCCGUUCUGGGAUGAGGACCAGCACCGCCUGUACCAGCAGAUCAAAGCCGGCGCCUAUGAUUUCCCAUCACCAGAGUGGGACACCGUUACUCCAGAAGCCAAGGAUCUCAUCAAUAAGAUGCUGACCAUCAACCCGUCCAAACGCAUCACGGCCGCCGAGGCCCUCAAGCACCCCUGGAUCUCGCACCGGUCCACCGUGGCCUCCUGCAUGCACAGACAGGAGACCGUGGACUGCCUGAAGAAGUUCAACGCCAGGAGAAAACUGAAGGGAGCCAUCCUCACCACGAUGCUGGCCACCAGGAACUUCUCUGGAGGGAAGAGUGGAGGGAACAAGAAGAAUGAUGGUGUAAAGAAAAGAAAGUCCAGUUCCAGCGUUCAGUUAAUGGAAUCUUCAGAGAGCACCAACACCACCAUUGAGGACGAAGACACCAAAGUGCGGAAACAGGAAAUUAUAAAAGUGACAGAGCAGCUGAUUGAAGCCAUAAGCAAUGGAGAUUUUGAGUCCUACACGAAGAUGUGUGACCCUGGGAUGACAGCCUUCGAACCUGAGGCCCUGGGGAACCUGGUCGAGGGCCUGGACUUCCAUCGAUUCUAUUUUGAAAACCUGUGGUCCCGGAACAGCAAGCCUGUGCACACCACCAUUUUGAACCCCCACAUCCAUCUGAUGGGCGACGAGUCGGCCUGCAUCGCCUACAUCCGCAUCACUCAGUACCUGGACGCCGGCGGCAUUCCCCGCACGGCUCAGUCGGAGGAGACCCGCGUCUGGCACCGCCGGGAUGGCAAAUGGCAGAUCGUCCACUUCCAUAGAUCUGGGGCGCCCUCUGUCCUGCCCCAUUGAAGGACCAGGCAGGGGCGCUGUACUGCAGAGAGCUACUGGUGUCCGUCUGUCCGUGGAAUGUCGCCGCUGGUUCUCCCACCUUGGAUUUUGCUGGAAUUCCCCCACUCACAUCCUCCCACCACCACCAUCACCGCCACUGUCAUACCUGCAUCAAGAGCACCUGCCCACAAAGCCUUCACGUCUUCAGAGCAAAUGGCCACAUCUCCCUGCCGCCCGCCAGUCUCAGUCUCCGUCCCCAGCCAGGGCAGAGCUUCCUCAGGCCUGGGAGCCCUGGGUGCUGGCCCUGAGGACCCCCCGCCUGGCUGCCAUUGGCCUGAUUUGCCUUGGCGGCAGAAUGCCCAGCUGUUCGUGCACCCAGGAGCUGGAGAGAGGAAGAGGUGGAGUCAGGAGAUCCCUGAUCUCUCUCCUCUUCCAGGAUUCCUCUGGGGAAGGCAGAUGAACCUGCAACCCCUGAACCCACUUCCCCCAUGGGAGAGAGAGAGAGAGAGAGAGAGAGAGAGAGAGAGAGAGAGAGAGAGAGAGGAGAGCGGAGCAGAUGCCAGGAGCCUCCUGCCUCAGACGGCCUCCCUACCUCUUCUCCUGUCCCAUCCUGGCCUCCAGGCCCAGCCUGACACUUCUCCCUCAGUGUGCAGAGCGCGAUCCUCUCAGGGUGCCCCCACUCUCCUCCUCCUUCCUUCUCUGACGUUUACCUCCAUCUCUAACCACCCAUUCCACCCCCCCCCCCCCCCCAUCGGGCCCGGGGAAUUCCAGCUUCAUCACAGCCGAGGGAGAAAACCUGAAUGCUUUUUGGGGGCAAAAGAAAGCAACGCCUAGGUUAUCUCUUCUCCUUGGACCGCAUGCCUUUUUAUAGCCAAAUCCUGUGUGUUUCGUAAAUGGGUUUCACGUUCAUUGAUAUUUAUGUCAUAACUAGACCUCUCAGUGAUUGUAAAGGAGGGUUGGGCUGGGUUGGGAAGGGCAGAGGGAAGAGGACAGAGGGAUAAGCUCUUUUUCUGUCCGUUCACUUAUUAUUUUUUUUUAAUAUCAUCUCUGAAAUGGGUGUGGUCACCAUUGGUUCCCCAGCCUCAGUGAGAGGCACCUCCCCAGAAUUUUGGACCCCAGGUUCUUCUCAGGACUGCGUCAGGUGUGAGUGCCGAUAAGAAACAGGACGUGGGGGCAGAGAGCCUGGGGGAGGUCCUCAGGAUGGAAGGACCUGGACUUUUCUCUGUUUGCCUCCCACACGGGAGUCCUCACGACCACGCUUCCCGAGCGUUCAUCCCAGCUCAUCUGUGUGCCACCCCCGGCGGCCUCCCCCGGCUCUGGCGGAGGGCCGUGAGCAUGUGUCUUCCUCACCCACCCCCUCGGUAUCCGCCGGUCUAAGCAGAGCACCGGGACAUCUCCUCUCCACGCCUCGUCCUGCCGCCGCCGUGGGCCUCAUCGCUCCCUCCUCUUUUCUUUUCCUUCCUCUCGCCCUCUUCCCUGGGGCGGACUCUGAUGUAGAAGGCCUUGGCACAUCCACGAGGACCUACUGUCUGCACUAUUUUCUUUGCAUGACUUUAUAUGCAGUAAGUAUGUUGAAAAAAAACACAGAAAAGAAGAAAAAUCACAGCAAAAAACAAUCUACAUGUUUUGGACAAAAAAAAAAAAAAAAUAGAGGCUGUAUUCUCAGUGUCUGACUCAGAAAUAUGUCGCUGCCUCUCUGUGCUUCUGGCCUCUGUGUGGCCACAUGUUGCCAGCAUGAGAUACCGUCCCGUCCGGAGGAUUUUAGGGGAGGAAGAGCCACAUCCCCAAGGCUUUGGAGGAGGCACUGGUUCCCCCAAACCUCCCGGGAGUCCUGGGGGGUAGGUGGAGCAGGACUGAUGGGGAUAUUUGAUCCAGACCUUUCUGAGCUUUCCCCGAUUGUGGGCUCUUCUCUCAAUGGCCGACGCUCUGGGGACAGGUGAGGCGGGCAGGUUGGGGCCACAGGCCAGUACAGAGGCUGCCAAGGCCUCCUGGUCUCCAAGCUGGUCGAUCAGUAGCCUCCGUUCUUGGUAGAGACCCUGCUGCCGAGGCCCAGGGGUGGGCAGUGGCUUGCCCCGGGCCCAGAGGGUUUCCCAGUAAGGCCCACUGAUCCCAGCAUCCCAGCCGCAAAGAUGCCUGCCUCCCAGGGAGCUGGGAGCCGCCAGCUCCCACGGCCAUCCCCAAGCCAGAGGUGUGGCCUUCACCAGGGAUGCUGCCACCCUCAAGGUCAAGUCUGGUCCCUCCUUCAGCCUUGGUUUCCCCUUCAGGUAUAGGGGUGACAUAUUCCUGCCCGGCCUGUGUCGCAGGGCUGAUGGGAAAAUCCAAUGGGGUGGUACCAUUGAUAGGGUUAGUCACUGGCUGGACUCCCAUUCUGAGCCUUGCCAGUCCCCUCCCCCGCCUGCCCUGUCAUUCUCCUCGUUGGUGCCUGUCAACUGCUUAUCAGCAGUGGACUGCGGGGGGCGCAAGAGCUGUGGCUUGGGGCUCAUUGGGAUUCCAGUCCCAGCUCUGAGCAGACUUGCUGUGUGGCCCUGGGCACAUCCUUUCCCCGCUCUGGUCCUCACUUCCCCACCAGAGGAAACGGAGCUGGAGGACACCAAGGUCCUGCUGACACACCUGCCUGCCAUGUCCCUCUCUACGUACCAGGGAAGUGGAGGCAGGCCCCUUUCCCAGGCUGAGACGGCCCCGGAGUGAAGGCCUCGCCUGCGGGGGCGGGGGGGGGGGGGCUGCCAGCCGGUGUGGGCUGCAGGCACCGGCACUGGCACCGGUGUGAUCCGGAGGCAGCAGGCAGGGGAGACAGUCAACUCUGUGCUCCUUCCAAACAUCCUAUAGAUGCAAAAAAAAAUAAUAAAAAAAAAAAAAAAUAAUAAUAAUAAUCCAGACCUAAGACCUGGCCUAGGUUCCAGCAUGCAAACACGUUUACAGGAAAGUGUUGUCCCGGGUUCGGGCCCACGUGGCGCUGACCCUCACCAUGGCCUCCCGUCUCCCUUCAUGGGAAGACCCUCUGGGGGAUGUGUUUGCCAGACUCCCCAUGCUGGUUUCUUUGUUACUACUAUUUGUUUGGGGUUUUGUUUCAGUUCUUUCUCUCUCUCUCUCUCUUUUUUUCCCUUUUCUGUUUUUAAAAAAUAUGUGGCUGUGAACUUGAAUGACCACUGCUCAAACUUUAUGCUAUUGGGGGGGUGGGGGGGAAGGAGGGGCGUCUGUUUUAUUCUUGGUGUUUUCAGUGCAAUAAAUAGCUACAAACUUC